AUGAAUUCCCCGUCUCCCGAAUAUUUCGACUACAGAAGUUGGCCAAACACCCUCGCGGCAUUCCUGAUGUCCAUUGUGAAUAGAAUGAAACUUGUCUAGAACUGUAAAUGACCGCGUCACUUUCAGAAUUGCUUCCUCGGUAUUUUGCUCGGCGGAGCCAUCCUGUACAUCUUCAUAAUUGACAGUCAACAGAGAACGACUUCUUUCAACCUGAUGUGUGCGAUUCGAGCUGUCAAUAACAUUGCCGUGCUCACAACUGGAUUCCUUCUCGUCUUCAUUCCCGGAGCUCUUCUGUAUCUUGCACAGAACUUGUAUUCUUGAUUCCACUCAAUUCCAGAGGUUUCUCUCUUUAUCCCGCCUGGCUGGAAUCUCUCCUCAUUGGCCUCAGUCUCAACUUUUAUAUCUUUAACGAAUUCCAAAGCAUUUACAUCUCAAUCAACCGUUUUAUCGCCGUUUUCUUCCCGACAAAGUACAAUAAGCUGUGUGGAAUCGGAGCCACUUUUCUAGUUCACUUCUUCCUCUACGCCGAUCGCUUUCAGAAUACUGCUUUCGAGACAUAUUACAGAAUUCGUAAGACGAUUCGCAAUUGACUAUUAUCGCUUUCAAGUUUCAGAGCUUCAGACGUUUGUCAGCUUCUCUGCUGAAUUCCUAAUGUUCGGCGGUACAGAAGUUUCCGCCGAUGGGAUGGUUCUCAAGUUCGCCUUCAUGUUCGGCGUGGCUCUUGUUGCCAACAUUUGCACGUUUGGAAAAAUCACUCAUUUUUACCUGGUAAGCCAAACUAUUGUGACCCGUAGGUGUCUUAAAAGCUUAUUCCAGCAGUUGAAGUAGCAGCCGAGGCAAUAAUUAUGCGCCUAAACUUUUCUUGAAAACAUUCCUACAUAUAAUCAGCACGUUUUGCAGAUAUUGGGCUCUCGACAUGACGUGGACAACUGGAGACGUGUCCGGAAAAACAUGAACAUCUUCUGCCAGACAGUCCUUCAGGAUGCUCUCUUUUUCGUCGACAACUUUUUCACAUUUCAGAUGAGGUUCCCCACAAUUAGCUCAAUCAACCGAAUGUGUUUAUUUCAGCGGACUCUCCGACCACCGCUUCUGGUUUUUCAUUUGCUGCUCUUUUGUUUGGCAGACUGUGCACGUAGUCGAUGGGUAAAUUACUCUGUUCGUGCACUCCAAUGAAGUCGGAUUUCAGUUUUGUCAUGAUUAUGUUCAACGAUAGGCUCAGUCUUCUCAGAAACGCUCUGUUCCCUUCGGAAGUCCUCGAAUCGAGUGUGGCCAAGCAGUUGCCGCUCAGGCCGACACUUCCAGAAGUUACAUGA
Caenorhabditis sp. 36 PRJEB53466 is the source of this 1313-nucleotide messenger RNA. NCBI's taxonomy places the organism in Eukaryota, Metazoa, Nematoda, Chromadorea, Rhabditida, Rhabditidae. The record is from the annotation of a GenBank genome assembly.